AUGAUGGGGGGCCAGGAUGCUUCGGACGUUGCCGGCUGGGGACAUCAGGUUCACGACACCUAUCCAGAUACUGCAAGGCUCCAUUUCCAGGUUCAUGAAGAUUCGGAGGGUGGCUUCUGUGGCGAGAGAAGAUCGGCAAAGUGCCAGGACAACAUCUGCCUCUUGGAAGCCAUCAAGCACUUCUAUGGCAAGGUCUUGUCGGAUGAAGGCAGAAGGAUAGAGUAUCCUAUCAUAGAUUACAACAAAGUUGCCAAGGGCAUCAAGUUUUCCGAUGCCGACUUUCUGAAGAUGCUGAUCAAUCUCAUAGGCGAUUUGCACCAGCCUAUGCAUGUUGGCUACGCUCAAGAUGACAAUGGCAGGAAAGUGCAAGUCAAUUUUCGAGGCAAGACGAUGUCUUUGUAUGACGUCUGGGACAAAGCCAUCUCAGAGGCUGUCCGCACGGAAGAGAGCAACUACUGGCUCGGCGGCUGGACGCACGUCCGGGCUGUCAGCAGCGAGUGGGACUUCGACAAGAGGAAGUGGAAGGAGGAUGGCGCCUUCAAGAGUUUCGAUCGCUGGAUGGAGGAGGCUGUCCACUUCUCUUGCAAGAAGGCCUACACGCACCCCUUGACGGGCCAAAAGCUGGCAGGGCCGGAUGCGGAGCCCGGCCCCGAACCGGUGGAGAUCGACGAGGCAGCCUAUCAGGAGUGGAGGCACCUCUGGCUGCGACAGAUUCUGAUAGCUGGCGAGCGCACCGCCAUUGUCCUCAAUGACAUUUUGGACAACAAGGGUGCAGCGCGGUUGGCGACUGGCAGCAAGGUGCAUACCAAGGCCGACGAAGAGAAGGCCAAGGAGCAGGCUGCCUGGGAGCAGGAGAGGCUGAAGCGGCAGAAGGAGGAAAGGAGGACAAGGACGUCUGGAUCCCUGAUCAACGUUGGCGCCCUCAUGACCAACCUCUUUGUUGCCAUCAUUACGGUGCCCAUCUUCCUGCUCGUUGCGAACCAUGGGCUCAAUCCGCAGACGUACGCGGGUCUCAUUAGGAGCAUCUUGGCGGGCAGCAGCAGCGAUACCGUCAAAGCCCCGGCGAAGCGCUUCGAGUAG
Molecule: messenger RNA, 1080 nt
Organism: Symbiodinium sp. CCMP2592
Lineage: Eukaryota; Dinophyceae; Suessiales; Symbiodiniaceae
Source: the annotation of a GenBank genome assembly